ACUGUUUAGCUGAAAAUUGGAAGCCUGGGAACAAUGGCUGUCUCUUCCCAGGGGUUACUAGUGUUUACAACGCUACUACUACAGGUAGCCGUUUCAGUGGACGAUACAGGAUCUUGUAGAACGACCAACUACCAACACGGCUGUCGGGAGGAAGUCUGCCAGCUCUCCGUGAGCUGGAGGAAAGAGACGAAGGAUGAAUUGAGUCUACGAGUCUCCGCCCUUGCCCUCGAAGACAACUGGAGUACGACCAUCUCUCUCAGCAGAGCCUCCAUAGAGGUUCAAUUCACAUGUCAACGGAGACAUGGAGAGACGGCACAUAACUGUUCCGUUGGCUGCCUGAGUGCCAAUAUAACCUACCACGACCACCACCUAGACUGCAGGUUUACUGUGGACGACAAAGGAACAAUUUCAGACCUCAUUUCUGGUCCCGUCUCUCUCCUCGUGUCUGGUGCAAAUGACUCUGUUGGUGGUGCCCAGUGGGUGAGUCCGGGUUGUCUGUGUGAUGUAAGAAACUGCAGAGACAUCUGCGACAGCUGUACCACCGAGGCAGGUGGUGGUGGAGACAAGUGUCACUCGAUUCUCUCUCUCCUUCUCAUCCGCUCUCACGCUAUCCUGAUGGUGAUGACGUUCCUCUUGCUGGUACCGCUGGGGGUCGCAAUCUCCCGUUACUCCAGACCAGUGUUCCCGUACUCGUGGUUCAGAGCCCACGCUGCCGUCAACUCUGCCACUCUCGUCCUCAUACUCCUAGGUCUGGGGGCUGUGCUCGGUCACACGGGAGGGAAAUUCACCGCCGGUCUUCAUCAGAUAGCAGGGAUCAUCUGUAUAACCCUCUUGCUGCUUCAGGCAUUGUGCGGGUACCUCAGACCUGCCGCAGGCGUAUCUCUGCAGUAAGUGAUGAUGUCAUAUCUAGUCAUGUGAUAUCCCGUGUGUUUGUCUGUGUACAUGUCAUGUAGGAGGCGUGUCUUCAAUGCUGUACACAGAAUUAAUGGAGCUACAAUACUCGGAAUGGGAACGCUAGCAAUGCUGCUGGGAUCGGUAAUAUAUCGCAAUUCCAUCUACCCUCUGGUCCUGCUGGUGUUAGUACUGGGAGUGGUGGUGGAGCUGCUGUUUUUCCUCGGGCUGGAGAUCGUCAUGAGGAGAAACUACAUGAUCUCGGUGCCUGUUGGUUACCAGAAGGUGGAUGGUGGGGAUGGGGAGGAGGAGGGGGAGGGGGGAGGGGAGGGUGAGAAGGGACAAGAGUUACAGGUGAUGAACGGAAAUGCAGGUGGGGCGAAGGAGGCAGUCCCAAAAAGCAACGUGGAUUCAAAACCACGUCAGUCUCACACGGCGACAAAGAGAUUGUUGGAUGCCUUCACCAUCCAGGCAUUUCUGUUCAGUGUUGCCGUUGGCAUCCUCAUAAUGUACGGCAGUCACUAGUAGUCUGUCCGUGUGGCCUAGCCUGGAGCUGUUUUCAUCACCUCUCACCAGUGAUUCCUUCGUCUCUCUGAGUACUCAUCAAUCAUUCAAUCAUUUAUCACUGUUGUUCACUCACCCAACCAUGAUGAAAUUUUCAACACUAGACUAUGGUUCAUAAUGGAACACGUUUCUUCGAAGAGGGGACAGUUUUCUUCCGCCAAAAUAAAGACUGUGGCAUGCAAUAAUAAAGGACACCCAAUUAUCUUCGUUAGUGU
This is a messenger RNA of Geodia barretti, 1670 nucleotides long. NCBI's taxonomy places the organism in Eukaryota, Metazoa, Porifera, Demospongiae, Tetractinellida, Geodiidae. The record is from the annotation of a GenBank genome assembly.